Rana temporaria (common frog) is the source of this 1114-nucleotide messenger RNA. RefSeq lists its product as uncharacterized. Bases 1 to 942 code for a protein of 313 amino acids. The transcript is spliced from 6 exons. NCBI's taxonomy places the organism in Eukaryota, Metazoa, Chordata, Amphibia, Anura, Ranidae. The record is from RefSeq and is a predicted model, not a curated record.
AUGUCAUCGCAAGUGAACCAGCAGUUUGAAAUGCAAGCUUCGAAUCAGAUGGACCCUUCACUUUAUGAAUGCAUUUCUCCCUCUGAACAUCCCCUUUAUUCCUCUAAUGUUCCUUCUGCCAACCCAGCAUGGAACAUCUGCAAUGGAGCACCAAUUACUUCCAUGAAGUCUCAACAGUGGAACAUUUAUUCUGCUGCUACAAUACCUUCUAUGGCUCAGUCUCAAAAUGUUCUUCCUGGAAGUGUUAUGCCUCACCUAAAGUGUAAACCAAAAGUAAUGGGGAUACAAGGCUCCCUCUGCUUGAGCAUCUUGAUAUGCGUUUUCUCUGUUGCUGGACUGUCACUGAACAUUGUGGAUUACUUGGCUUAUAAUUGCUAUAGUUCCCAUUCUUACUACUGUAGUAGUUUAAUUGUUGGAAGCCAGGUUCAUCGUGGAUUGUACAUUCUAACAUAUCUGUUGCAGUUCGCUGUCUCUGUUAUUCCUGUAUUUGCCUUCCGGGUCCAGGAGCACUCAAAUUCAACACCACCCCCUCAGAUACAAGGCUUCCUCUACUUGAGCAUCUUGAUAUGCGUUUUCUCUGUUGUUGGACUGUCACUGAACUUUGUGGAUUACUUGGAUUAUUAUUAUUGCCAUGGUUCCCAUUCUUACUACUGUAGUAAUUUAAUUGUUGGAAGCCAGGUUCUUCGUGGAUUGUUCAUUCUUACACAUCUGUUGCAGUUCGCUGCCUCUGUUAGUAUUUAUGUAUCUGCCUUCCGGGUCCAGGAGCCCUCAAAUCCAACACCACCCAUUCAGGUAUUUGUAAUACAGAUUGGUGGUGAAGUUCUGCAAGCAUCCCCAGUUCCUGGAUCCUAUCCUACCUACCCUUCAAAACAACCACCUCCUUACGUGACAAAAAGUGUGAUGGGUGGUGGACCAACAGCAUACCAGAAUCCCUCAUCUUAAAGAGACGUGACUUUCUUUUAAUCUUUUGUUUCACUACCCCUUCCUCCUCAUAUAAAAUUUGUAAUUUAAUUGGAUGUUGCCCAUUUGUAAAGGAAAUAAGUUACCAUGAACUUACAGAACGGAAAAAAAAAUACUGGGGAAAAAACAGGAUAAUUGAAAUGAUGAAAAUAGA